Messenger RNA from Botrytis fragariae, 1320 nucleotides. Its product is annotated as putative cell cycle control protein. The record is from RefSeq and is a predicted model, not a curated record. Gene Ontology annotation, cellular component: SUMO-targeted ubiquitin ligase complex. Bases 1 to 1320 code for a protein of 439 amino acids. The transcript is spliced from 3 exons. NCBI's taxonomy places the organism in Eukaryota, Fungi, Ascomycota, Leotiomycetes, Helotiales, Sclerotiniaceae. Gene Ontology annotation, molecular function: ubiquitin-protein transferase activity.
AUGGAGAAUGAAUGGUUAGGAAGUCGGGAAAGUCGUAAGCGAUCUCUUGCAGAGAUGUCCCAAUCACAUCCAAGAAUUUCAUCGUCGCCAGAAUUGUUUCGAGAAAGUACCUCAAACUUGGGUAACUCCUCUUCAAGAAUUGCACCACCUAAUGUCGCCACAUCUCCUCUCCGAGAACGACAAAGACGACGAUCACCAAACCCCAAUAAUAAUUCUGGACAAUCUAGUCUGCGCAGUCGGCGUGCAGGUGGGCAUACACAACCAGCAGGGGAAGCCGGAACAAUGGAAGCAUCAUCUCGGCGCCACCGCCCGGUAGUAAACUCAGAAAAUGUUAUUGAUUUAACAUCCGAUCAAGAUGACGAUCCUUCACCCCAAGUUCGAAUUAAUCCUGCAGCUGUUCGUAGGGCAGCCAACAGUCGAAGACACAACACACCUUCACCCUCACCCUCAGGUUCGCCUUUUCCUGCAGGCCGUAUGUCAGCUCAUAAUCGGAAUCCUACUGCCUCGAGACCACCACCGAGAUUAGGGAGAAGUGAAGCAAGAUUAGAGCAGUUUGUGGAUCUCACAGGAGAUGACGACGAUGAGGAGGACGACACUAUUAUCAUAACUCAUUCGCGAGAACGUUCUGUACCUCUACCUCCCCGUGCCCCACCAUUACCACCAAUGCAUGCUAGACUUGGAGUGUUCGAACGUUUGCAGAGACAGAGGAAUGGAAGAGCUACCCCGCCUGGAUUUGUAGCCGGACAUUUCGGUGGCAAUCCAAUGAGUCCACAAAGACCAACGCCAGCAGGUGCCAACGGUGAACUUGCGUUUGGUGGAUUGAGAAAUAUGUACGACAACGGUGCGGGUAUUAUUAUGGACGUCCAUAAUUUUUUGGGUUUUGGGGGUCGAGAUGUAGGAGUUCAUUUAUUUGCAGAUUUUCCAGCUAUGCCCAACGGUAUGGAUUAUGGAAGAGUGGCUCUACAAGAGAACAAACCCGAACAUGUUGCGCCUCCAGCAGUUCCCGCUGGAUUUACGAGGUCGCCCACGGAGAGUGAUACUGCGAUUUGCCCGAGUUGCGAAGAAGAAUUGAUUCAUAGAAAGGACGGUGAGGAGCCAGUAGCAAAGAAAUCUCGUGGGGCACCGAGUAAAAAGGAUAGAGAAGAACAUCCUUUCUGGGUCGUUAAGGAUUGUGGUCAUGUCUUCUGCAAUAAGUGUUUUCAAAACCGUACAAACGACAAAAUAUCCUCCUUCCGCGGAGCCAAGACAGUUCUUUGCGCAGUUGAUGAAUGCGAAUCGAUUGUUAAAAACAAGGAUAGAUGGGUGGGCAUUUUCUUGUAA